Messenger RNA from Phyllotreta striolata, 582 nucleotides. The record is from the annotation of a GenBank genome assembly. NCBI's taxonomy places the organism in Eukaryota, Metazoa, Arthropoda, Insecta, Coleoptera, Chrysomelidae.
AUGUCCGAACCGUUCAUUCCAAACCAGGAUUUCCUCCACCAGUUAAUCUCCAUGGGCAUAAACCACGAUAUAGCCACGCAGGCGCUGUUUUGUACGGGAAACAAGUCUUUGGACGAAGCCGUUGAGUAUAUAUUUAGUUCGCAGGAGAGUGUAUCCGACGAAGCUCAAACGCUGAGCAAUUUAGAGACAAAGUUCGGUAAAUUGGAGUCAGGCGAAGAGGAGGAAGAUGUAGGAUAUUUCAAAAUGACGUUCGUAGUGAAUUCCUCGCUAAAAAUGGGCGUGGGUAAAAUAGCGGCGCAAGUAGGCCAUGCUUGUUUGGGCCUCUUUCGAGAGUUGAUGACAAUUCGACAAGAAGAAUUGGACAUUUGGGAACAAUUCGGAGAAAAAAAGAUCGUUCUGAAAGGCACAGACGAGGCGCAUUUAACCGAGCUGUACGAAAGAGCCAAAGAAAAAGCCAUUCCAUGUUAUUUAGUGCGAGAUGCGGGACACACGCAAAUCCCAGCCGGAUCCGUCACCGUUUUAAGUGUAUUCGGAUUAGAAGAAGAAGUUAAUACCAUUACGGGAAAACUCAGUCUAAUGUGA